Ctenopharyngodon idella (grass carp) is the source of this 1842-nucleotide messenger RNA. RefSeq lists its product as uncharacterized. The record is from RefSeq and is a predicted model, not a curated record. Bases 166 to 1056 code for a protein of 296 amino acids. NCBI's taxonomy places the organism in Eukaryota, Metazoa, Chordata, Actinopteri, Cypriniformes, Xenocyprididae. The transcript is spliced from 5 exons.
GUUCCACUACGCGUGCUGACAGAAAAAGAAGAACUAGCCUAAGUGGCAUUCCCAAAAAUAACGAAACCGAAACGAAAGCGAAUAUAUAAGAUAAAAUCUCUGGUGCAUCAUCAUCUCAAAUCACUAACGACGACUGAACAAUCAAGUACUGAUAUUCAAACAGAGAUGUUUCGGCGGUGUCUGACUCCUUUUUGCAUCCUCAUCCUGCUGUGUAUGGUUUCUACAUAUAACUCUACUCCUCUUGGCCACAGAGGAGCGCUGUCCUUCAGCAAUUCACUGCGCCUCACGCGCACUAUUCGAGCCCGCGUCCAACAACUGAUUUCCCAAUACAAACAACAGGUGUUUGGUGGCGAGCUCUUUGAAUACGGAGACCUGAAGCUGAGCACACUACCCGCAGUUACUGUCACUUAUCAGACCUGGCUACACAUGCAGGACACUGAGCGUUUGCGUUUGGCCUCUCACUACCUCCAAACUUUCUGGACUCACCUGGAACGUCAAAGGCAGCAGUUUGAGAGAGAAAGAGAUGCGACAAAUGAAAGAAGAGAACAGAGAAGAGACAAACGAGGAAGGCCACAGCCCACCUUGAGCCAAAGUUUUGUGGGUCUGCAAAUCGAUCUGCGGGACCUGAUGAGACAAGUCAACUCUCAGUUGAGGAGUAUGACACAGGUGUCUGCAUCUACAAAAUCUCCACUUCUUCAUCACCUACGCUCCACUUCAUCUUCCAGUCCUACUCCCAGCAUGCAUCAUUCCAGAGACAGCACCAAGAAGCUCCAGACCCCAAGUCCCACUGAUAACUCUCGCAGCUCCGCACACUCCACUGUACAAUCAUCUCAGACCUUGAACUCCGCCGACAGAGGAUUUAUUUCAACAACGGAGAAGACCACUGUCGGCCUCUCGCAACCCACCCUGGCAUCAACUGUGGAGACCCAGACGACAACAGCAGCAGCAGCGUCCCUUUGGAUUCAGCAUCUGAGAGGAUAUGUGAUACUGAGAGAUCUAGAACGGUACUUGAGCAGAUUGGCAAGAGAUUACACCGUGCUCCAAACUAAAUACUGAAAAACAUGCACAAUCAAAUCUAGAAAAACCUUAAAAAAGAAAAACCAAGUAUUGGACAAACACAGAAUUAGAUUAUAAAACACAACCAAGGAAAUACAUAAUUGAAUACACUAACAUUCAUAUCCAUAAACAACUUCAUGUCACAGUUGCUGUUUACCUUGCUCAUUGACUGCUGUUUUAUUUAUUAGAAUAAUUUAUUACAAUUUUUUAUUUACUGAUUGUUUACAAGUGACUGGACAUAUAAUGUUUUUUUUUUUUUUAUCUACAUUUCAGUAUUUUAUAUUUAAUGAGUAUUUCCAUGUAUGUGAUAAGUCAGGGGAGUGAGCACAUGGCAGCUAGUGUAGGUUAUCAUGAGAUUGCCUAAGCAGUGUUAUUUGUCCAGCAAGUAUUUUUAUAUUAUACAAUAAUUGUAUUAAAUGUCAGCAUCAUUUAAGCAAGCACUUUAAACAAACAUUACAUGUUUUGUAAGUAUUAGACAAUUUUUUUUACUGAAACAAAAAAGGUUAGUCAGCAAUUCUAGAAAAUCAAAAUUCCCCAAACACCCCACUUCCCUCCUUCACUGAUAAUCAGCAAAUCAGAGGUCAGACUGAGAUUAACUUUACAUCCCCUUUUCUUUGUCAUUCCCCUGUACUUUCCACCUUGUCUUAUUUAUUUAAGUUAUUUAUUUUUAUUUAUGUGAAAUGUGUGCCAAAACCCUUUUUUCAUACAAUAUUUAUUGUUUAUAAAUAAGUGCAAAGUGAAAUGUUUUGUACAAUCAUGUUUACUGAAUUAAAUGACUGAGAAGCA